AUGGAACAGAUCAGCGACUAUGAAACCGAGAUACACGCCAAACAUGAACAGGAGAUACGAGAACUCAGAGUUCAGCUUGAUCAACGGGACGCGAAGAUCGGUGCUACAAAGGCCAAGCUCAUGCGCGAGAAGACUAAGCGACGCGAUAUACAGACGCAGCGAAACGCGUGGAAACAGGAGUACAAGAUCCAGGAGGCUCUAGCUGCGUCUACUACUGAACAUGCCAAGCAAGAGGAAGGGAGUGAGGAUUGGAAGGCUAUGUUCUUCGAUCAAGAAAAGAAGACCGAAGACUACAAGGUCAAAUACAUUGCGACGAAAGAACAGAAGGAGGAAUGGGAAGCAGAGAAGUUGGGGAUGCAGGUUGAUAUCGUUCGUCUCCGAUCGAAGAUGUUGGGCCAGAAGAGUACCCUACAAAACUAUGAGAUCGGCCAUGUGAAACAAGGAGCACGAAUGGCCAAUCAUCAUCAAGAGCGGGAGAGGCUACAGCAGGAGCUAUCCAAAGAGAAGGAAGCGAGGAUAUUCUGGCAGAGAAGGCACAGUACUCUACUAGCAAGUUCGCGAAACCGCUCACUACCUGCUACAACUCCGACUGGCCCGCGAAACAUGACAGCUAGUAUGCAGGUUAUUAGGGCGCCGCUCGACAACAGAGGUACACAGGCAAGCUCGCGUACAUCAGGAUUUGGCGAAUAUGUACCUCUACCACAGGGUAUGCGCAGAUGA
Molecule: messenger RNA, 720 nt
Organism: Alternaria ventricosa
Lineage: Eukaryota; Fungi; Ascomycota; Dothideomycetes; Pleosporales; Pleosporaceae
Exons: 2
Coding region: 1-720 (239 amino acids)
Source: RefSeq, a predicted model, not a curated record